AUGUCGGCGACUCAGGGAGUGCGAGUGAAGAAGGAUUGGGCCUUCUGUUUCGACGAAAGACGGAUGGUGCAGAACUGCGGACGAGGCCUCAGGGCUCAAUGUGAGAGUUCCGCCCAGGACCGAGGAAGAGUGAGUCCAACGCAGCUUCAGCUGCAGGUGGACUUGGACCACAUGCAACUUCGGUACAACGUCUUGCCUCCGGACUUCAAUUUCACAGUCAGGCGAUUGGCAUCCAAAAGCUACCUGCCUCGCUGUUUGAUCGUGUCGCCACUGCCGGACUUCGCAGAGAAGCUGAAGCAGAACUUCAGUCAGUCACUGUUCGACUACGUCCGGCUUGGAGGUCAGCUGUACGUCUUGGGCAGUUCCACCAAUGCCGAGAUUAUGUCCCAGGCCUUCAAUCUCAGCUUGGAAGCCGCGGAGAUCAAGCCUCCGUGCACCGCAACCCAACGUCACCAUCUUGCCACGUGGACGACUGGGAACGAACAGGUACGCACGAUGCCAGCGCCAAAUGAAGCACUCGGAUUCGACAGUGGGCUGCCGACGACUUUGCCAGUCAUAAACCAAGUCUUGAGCUUGCAGAUGCCGAGUACGACCUCCAUCAGGGAUGGUCAUGUGGUCUCCGCGGCCGGCAUCUAUAGUCGAGGUCAUGUGGUGCCGAGCGCAGGAUGGUAUGGAUUCGGUGCCUUUGAGGUCCGCGUGCAUCCCGGUAUCGCAGAGUACUUGGCUUUCGACUGGCAUGAACGACGACCGGCGCGCCGGGAGCCGUGGGCAAGGCUGUUGCAGAUGCUUGUGGAGAUCAACCUCCGUCGCUGGGCGCCACCACCUGCCUCGCUUUCUGCAAGGCGCCUGGAGGAAGGCAGCUGGGAACCACCACCGCCCACGAGGAGCUCUUGGCGAACGUUGAAGCAGUGCCCACCUGCCCAGCUGCCGCCCAAAGAUGCCGAGGAUUUGACAUGCACCUUCAGCCUUCUCUGCCCAGAGGAAGGAACCAUGCCCGACGCAUGUCAGUCCUCAAUGCACGAGCUCACGGAGAUCGUGCAGCAGCAGACCUCCCCGCUCCUCACGCGCAUGCGCUUCCACUGCCUCCAUAUGACGUUGCAGCACUACUCGCCUGCUUUCAUGGUGAAGCUUCCGGAACGCUGCCCGCACUGGGCUGCAAUCGAGGAGGCCACCGAGGAGAUGAAGGCCGCCUGUGGCUUCGGCUACGGUCCCGAUGCGUCAGUCUUGGAUGUGGAAGUCAUCAAGACGGACUUGGGUGUCGAGGCCUUUAGCAGCGAUGUGAGGUCCAACAUAUGUCAGCAGUCGUUUUGCCGCGGACAAGUGGCCAGGUUCGCCGACCUUUUCAAGUCCUGCCCGGGAGAGGCGGGACUGAAGGGCGAACGAGCUCGGCUUGCGCGAAUGCUGAAGAUGGCACUCAGAUCUUGCGCACGGGCAGGAGCCGCGAAGCUGAAUGUCCAGGACCGCUUCGCCAUCAAGGGUGUGAACGUGCUCAGUCCUGGCGAGCAUGACGGCUUGGCGAAUGUUGUCAAAGAGGCCCUGACGGAGCAUUUGAGCCUACAGUCUCACUUUUGGUGGUUCCAACAAAACUGGAUCCUGUCGCUCAUCGCCAGCCUGUCUGGUAUGCCAGUUGCAAGCUCCCAGCACGAUGAUGCUUCAUUGAUAUCGGUCAUGGUGCACCCGCUCUACCCCAAAGCGGAUGCCUGGGAGCAUUCCUUUGCCUCCUUGCUUGGGCCGGUCCCCGGUGGUCAGGAUAUCUUGGCGGCAAUACCGCACGAUCUACCAGGAGGGGCCUGCCAGGCAUGCACAGUCCGCAACCUUCAGGUCAUGGCAGUGCAGCCUGCCAUCGGCUCGGAAAAUGUGGAUCCGGCAGGUUCCAUUCGCAUAUUCUUCGACAGUGUGAUCGUCAUGGACAAUCCACAUGCCAAGAUCAGGAUUUACCCACGAGUCUUCGAGGAAUUAUGCAAAGAGGUCGACCCACGAAGCUUCUACCCCUGGGACACCGGUACCGGUGACCUGAAGGUUGCGACCCUGAAUCGCCAUGCGACUGAGCUCGCACCAGGAAUUCCGAUCACGGCGAUUUGCCAGGAGCAUGCCAUGGAAGAUUCCAUGGUCAAGGUCGGUGACGAGGUGCUGCAGAUAACCCCACGGCACCCUAUGAUGCGAAACACAGAAAUCGUCGUUGAGAUCGACCCGUGGGCAGUUCGUUCUGCUGAUGUUUUGGAAGAGGAGCGCUACCCCGCACGAUGGACGGGCUGGAAAAAGUCUCACGAGCGCGUACGUGAGGUGCUAUCCUUUACAACAGGAUCCCCGCUCGACUCAGAGGCUGAGGUCUCCGUUGCCGUGGGAUGCGGCUGGCAGCCGCCUUGUGAGACGGCCCAAAAGACCUUGACGAUGGCGUCUUCCAUCUUGGCCGACCUCCUCGAGUGCUUCAUCGCCUGGUACCGCUGCUCCGGGGACUCGACGUCCCCACAGGUUUGCCACACGACGAACCUACCCUGGUGCGACAUCUCCUCGCCCAGCUGGGCGUCCGUUGCGGCUGCCGCCCCUGCACUAGAGCAGGUGGAUGAGGACGAGGUGGUGUUGGAAGGAGAACCGCUCGAGCUAAGGUCUUCCGUCAAGCGGCAUGCUGCUGUGCCUCCGGUAUUUCUCUGGGGCGGAAUGCUCCUCUCCUACUGCGUUGGCCUGGUGGCCGUACACCGCGCGGCGCUGUGGCUGGUCGACGAGUACUGGGCAAGUCGAGAGUUUGAUCCCUUCGUGGUUAAAGUUAUCCUGUUUGUGAGAUGUAUGAUCUGA
Messenger RNA from Symbiodinium sp. CCMP2592, 2793 nucleotides. The record is from the annotation of a GenBank genome assembly. Lineage: Eukaryota; Dinophyceae; Suessiales; Symbiodiniaceae.